AUGUCUUCAACCAACGCAUCUCUGGGCGCAGCGGCCGACGAUCGCAAAGCCCGUCUUGCCAAGCUCAAAAAUCUCAAGCGCAAGCAGCCAGGCGACGAGGUCGCCCCUCCCGAAUCGACUCGCUCGCCAUCACCGCCAGCAGAAGCAGCAUCAGCACUGGUAGAAGCAACAACACCGUCUGAGCUAGAUGUCACAAGACUACAUCUUUCCGGGCGCAACUACGAUGCCGAGACAAGGGGACCCAAGCUUGGGUUCGAGCAAGCGCCGACGUUGAAUAUGGAGGGACAAACUUUGGAGAAACAGGCUGCUGAAGUGGAGGCUGAAGUCAAGAGGAAAGCCGUGGAGGAAGCUGCCGAGGCUGACAAGGGCAUCGAUCUAUUCAAGUUGCAACCGAAGAAGCCGAACUGGGAUUUAAAGCGUGAUUUGGACAAGAAGCUAGAGGUUCUCAACGUGAGGACAGACAACGCUAUUGCGAGGCUGGUGAGAGAACGUAUUGCGAACUCGAGAAAGGCGGAAAAGGAGAAGGCUGUCACAAACUCCAACGGCGAAGGUGAAGCUGUGGGACUGGAUGGUGUCGCCCUUGUGGAAGCGAUGAGAGUGCGAGAGCGUGAGGAUGAAGAAGAGGAGAGGAGAGAGAAGGAGGCUGAAGAGCUGGCUUAG
Molecule: messenger RNA, 660 nt
Organism: Pestalotiopsis fici W106-1
Lineage: Eukaryota; Fungi; Ascomycota; Sordariomycetes; Amphisphaeriales; Sporocadaceae
Exons: 1
Coding region: 1-660 (219 amino acids)
Cellular component (GO): post-mRNA release spliceosomal complex; U2-type spliceosomal complex
Source: RefSeq, a predicted model, not a curated record